CCUAAAAGUAUUAAUCUAGUCUUAUGGUAAUAAUUACAUUGAGUGGACACCUAUUGUGUUUUUAAAAGUUCAUUUAAAGUACAAGCGGAAGCCUUGUACUAUAACAAGCGAACUGGAACGUAUUCGGAAACUCUACAAUGUAAAUCAAAAUUUCGGUCGAUUAAAGCUCAGAAAUGGUUGAAAACCAGGCAUUUCUGUUGUCGGAUUUUGAGAGUGAUACCGUAAGUCUAGAGUCGGCGGCUGGAAGCAAGAGAUUACCGCCACGGGCUUGUUCAAAUAGAGUACGAAAAAAGUGCAACACAAUUCAGCAAGCCAUCGCAGAGACCGUAGAGAAAAACUUUUGCCGGCGGAUGACACUCGGCCAGGCAUGUCGUGACGGAAGGAAAGACUGCGUGCGAAAACUCCUUCGCGGGAACCUUACUAACCUAAACACACUAGACGCUGACGGCUUUUCUCCUCUGCACUAUGCGACCACUACUAACCAUGUGGACAUUGUACAAAUGCUAUUGGAUGCCGGGGCUGACGUUGAUGUUCGCGGUUCACCGAGCAUCCAGCGGAUUCCUCCCAUAAUAUGCGCAGCAAAGUUUAACGCAAUCGAGUCCUGUCGCGUGCUGCUCCGCGCAGGCGCAGACGUUAACAUCACCAACUGCUAUGGGCAGACAGCGUUACAUCACGCAACACGGCGCGGCCACAGCAAGAUGGUAGAGCUGUUGCUGCGUGACGGUCAAAUGGAUGUGAACGUGGUUGACAGGGAUAACACUACUUCUCUGCACGUGGCUGCCAUGAUCGGAUCUAACCCUAUUAUUAAGACUCUGGUAAUAACACCUAUGAAUGUUCUCUGAGGAUUGCCACGCAAUCAUCUAGGCGCAAUGUGAUUAAAUGUGAUUAA
This is a messenger RNA of Nematostella vectensis (starlet sea anemone), 889 nucleotides long. RefSeq names its product ankyrin repeat and SOCS box protein 2-like. Lineage: Eukaryota; Metazoa; Cnidaria; Anthozoa; Actiniaria; Edwardsiidae. Gene Ontology annotation, molecular function: protein binding. The coding region runs from base 174 to 842 and encodes 222 amino acids. The transcript has 4 exons. The record is from RefSeq and is a predicted model, not a curated record.